Colias croceus (clouded yellow) is the source of this 3085-nucleotide messenger RNA. Its product is annotated as beta-secretase 1-like. Lineage: Eukaryota; Metazoa; Arthropoda; Insecta; Lepidoptera; Pieridae. The coding region runs from base 221 to 1693 and encodes 490 amino acids. The transcript is spliced from 9 exons. The record is from RefSeq and is a predicted model, not a curated record. Gene Ontology annotation, cellular component: endosome; membrane; trans-Golgi network. Gene Ontology annotation, molecular function: aspartic-type endopeptidase activity. Gene Ontology annotation, biological process: membrane protein ectodomain proteolysis; amyloid-beta metabolic process.
GCAGACUGCAAAGCGCAAAUUGCAAACUGCAAUAUUUGCAUACCUACUCAAUACUGAAGUGUUUGUGCAGCAUUUAUUUUUAUUGAAAUAAAGAAAAAAAUGUACACUAAUGCAAAACACACGUGCUUUAUCUGAAUAUUGUGUUAAUGAUUUGUUAUAGAUACUUCAUUUGGUUUCAUUUGCCUCAUUUCUAAAUAUUGAUUACAAAUAUUUACUGAAAAUGAUAUUUCUUUAUGUCGUAUUUCAAUUUUCGCUGUUGAUAAAUUACAUAUAUUGUGAAGAAUUUAAUUUGUUCGGAGAUGCAGGACAAGCAUACGCAUUAGAAGUUAAUAUUGGGCAUCCACCUCAGAAGUUACAUGUUUUAGUGGACACUGGAAGUACAACCUUAGCUAUAGCAUCGUAUGCAAGGAAAGAUAAUGGAAUUUAUUUUCAUCAAGAAAAUUCUACCACUCUUUAUAAUAGUGGUAAAGAGGUGCAGGCCAAAUAUUCUCAAGGAACAUGGAGCGGCCAUCUCGCCUCUGACUUUGUGCAGUUUCCAACUCUGCCGAUGGUACCAGAAGUGAGGAGUGACAUUGCUCUAAUCACAAGGAGUUAUAAGUUCUUCAUGAAUGGAUCUGGUUGGCAGGGUCUCCUCGGACUUGCGUAUCUGCCCGUUGGGGCAUGGGGAGAGAAUGUGGUAGUUGGUUCAUGGUUGGAUUUCGUGGAGAGACAUAUUAAAAAGCCAAUGUCAUUUGAACUGAAACUUUGCGGCACACACAGCCCUGAGAAUGCCACUCAUUAUGGGAAUUUGAAGAUGUUUGAUGACAAGAAUUCCAACGCAAUAAGCAAUGAGUUUAUCUUUCGAACUCCGAUUCUAAGAAAGAGAUGGUAUGAAGUGGGUGUCUUAUCUGUGCAUCUUAUAAAUUCUACAGUUAAAAACAAUAUGGCCAAUAAUAUCACCUCAGAGGAUUCGAAUAAAACAAAUGGUGAAAUAAAUCGAGAUAUUUGCCAGGAGUUAAAUAUGGAAAAGGGCAUUGUUGAUAGUGGAACAACGAGUAUUAGGUUGCCGGAUGGUAUAUUUAAACAGAUUGUGAGUGAACUAAGUAAUUCAGCGCAGACAUCCAACAUGCUUAUACUGGAUGAAUUUUGGUAUCGUGGAGAGGCUGCUUGCUGGCCUGAACCUCAAGAAUGGAACUUGCCAUCUUUGGCCAUCGAUCUUCUCAGCACUGAAGCUGAUAAUCAGUAUUUUACACUGGAAAUACCAGCGCAAAACUUCAUGCGAGUUGUAACUGCGCGUAACAACAGCGCUGAGAGUGGUACAGUGUCAGAAUUUUGUUACAAAUUGGGUUUAGAAGCGGGAGGUAGAGAGACUGUACUUGGAUAUACUGCUAUGGAGGGAUUGCAGGUGCUUUUUAACAGAUCAGCCAGCUGGAUUGGCUGGAAGUCCUCAGACUGUGGACCAAACGCUCGCGUCUCCGGUCCAUACAACACAACUAGAUCUCUACUUUACAUGUGCCAAUUAACACAACCGAUACCAGAUGUAAAUGUAUCGAUAAAAGCCGCUCAAUGGACGCUCUGUGCUUUCUCAAUAAUAGCGGCCGCGGUACUAAUAUAUUUACUAGCGCCGUGCAUAAAAAUGUUUUUCGUAAGACCACUGCCGAGAUCUCAACAGAUUUCUCUGUCCCAAGCGGCGCUGGUUGAACAAGAAACGUAGGUGGGUUAAUAACGGGGUUUAGUAUCAAAGAAGAAAAAAAUAUUUUUUUUGUUUUUUUUUUUGAAAAAAAUGUAGCUGGUACGAAAUGUGUCAUAAAAUUGAGCCAAAGAUUAACGAUUUUGGGUAUUUAACAGCAAAAAUAUGUUUUUUUGUUCAUUUAACCAGUGAAAAGUUCGAAAAUGAUCCAUGGUAAGCCCCGUUUUUUUAACAUUAAUCAGAAAUAAUUAAUCGAACAUAUUUUUUAAGGGUAAACUUUGUUGUUUGGAUUGUCGUGCAUUUAAAAGUGUGUUUAGGACAUAAUGUUUUUACGUGUGAUAAUUGUUUGAAAGUAUUUUAAAUUAUUCGAAAUGUUUGGUAGCUACUAAAUUAUGUUGUAAACGUUUGUCAUAGCGAUGAAUUUUCUCGUUUUAGAUGUUUCAUCAUAAAAAAUAUUAUUAUGAUAGACAUAGUCUUGAUUUGAAAUUUUUGAACGAUCCGUAAGCUAUAGUUAAAAUUUUGGUAUAGCUUGUGUGCAGUGGCUAUAGGGCGGUGUAGGUAUGUGCAUUUUCGGCGGGUUGGGGGUAAGAAAGAGCACGAGUUAGAAGUUAGAAAGAGACGGAACGGUCGGUACUCUCCCUCGCCUUGCCGCGCACAUAAGGCGUGGUAUAGCGAUUGCGGUCAAGCUAUAGCAUAAGUGUGGAGUUAAGUAUGAAUUUAAUGAAACUUAAUGAAUUUAGUGUGAUAGAUAUUUUGUGAUAACUUUUAACGUUCUCUUUAUAUGGCACUAGAAUUUUAUCUAUAGUUAAGUAGGUUUCCUAUUCUCAAGUAGUGUAUUGCACUUUAUUUUUCAGUAUUAAAAAUUCGGUCUGAUUUUCAUAUAUAUUAUGUAUUAAUGUAACUAAUAUGUAUAAUUUUUAUUUAUUACAAUAUGUUUAUAUUAUUUUUACUUACAUGGUAUUUAUAUUGUAUAUCAAAUUUGCAAUUGAAACAGUAUUUCUUAUAUACUUAGGUACCUCAUAAAAAUCUUGCCGAAUCAAAUAAAAAUUAUCAAAAUAAUAUACAAUCUGCAAAUCAGUGCUAACUAGUCGUUUUCGGUCAUUAUUUUAUUAAUUUUGUAUAGGUUCGUACUUUUUGUAUUUAUUUAUGUUUAGAAUCAAAUUGUUCCUUUUAUAUUAAUUUAUGCAUUUUUGUUGAAUGUCUGAUAUUAGUAAGGUUAGUUCUAUGUUUAAUUUAAUUGCAUGCCAUUUUAUAUUCUCAUAUUCGUAUAAAUUAAGCGUAACUAAUUAAAAUUUUACUUUUUGUAUAUAUGUAUGUACUUACUUCAAACGAUAUUCUUCGAUUAUUAUAAGUUUUUAAUGGGGUAAAAGAAACAAUCUUCACAAUACAUAAUUAAACUAGGUAUGUUAUUAAUGU